AUGCUGUGGGUUCUGGGCGUUGUCAUGGCGACGGCGGCGGUCACCAGGGGAGACGGAGCGCGGGUGGUGAGCGGUCAGACCGUGUGCUCCGGCGGUCCCGAGCAGCCUUGCUAUAAAAUCGCGUAUUUCCACGACAUGUCGAGCCGCGUGGCGUUCCAGGAGGCGCGGCAGGCCUGCGAGAUGGACCGAGGCUCGCUGCUCAGCAUCGAGAGUCCAGAGGAGCAGAGACACAUAGAGAACCUGCUGCAGGAGCUGCGUUCAGGAGCAGUGGGAGGUGCAGGAGGAGGAGGAGGGAUAGCAGACGGUGAUUUCUGGAUCGGUCUGACUCGAGCAGACGGAGCCGAUCAGAAUCUUCCCGAACUCGGCAGCAGCUUCACUUCCUGUCCACAACUUUACCACUGGACCGAUGGAAGCCCGGCGGCCUUCAGGAACUGGUACUUUGACGAGCCGUCCUGCGGAGGCGAGGCCUGCGUCGUGAUGUAUCACCAGCCGACUGCACUUCCUGGUCUGGGCGGGGCUUAUCUCCACCAAUGGAACGACGACCGCUGCAACAUGAAGCACAACUUCAUCUGCAAAUACAAACCAGGUACCAGCCAAUCAGCUUCUCUCACCAGGUACCAUCAGCCAAUCAGCUUCUCUCACCAGGUACCAUCAGCCAAUCAGCUUCUCUCACCAGAGAACCAAUCAGUGACGGCGGAGGGCAACACACCUGCAGGGCCGGGAACAGAAGCCAAAACUGAGGCUGAGCUGGUUCCUCCUCAGGUCGUCAUGGCCGGAGCUUCAGGCAUGCUGCUGGUUUACGUCAUCAUUCCCACGAUCCCGCUGCUGCUGCUCAUCCUGGUGGCUUCUGGGACAUGUUGUUUCCAGAUGAUCAGCAGAAGACGUACGUCUCAUCUCUGACGAUGAUGUCAUCACCUCCCG
Messenger RNA from Scomber japonicus (chub mackerel), 921 nucleotides. RefSeq names its product chondrolectin (gene chodl). The record is from RefSeq and is a predicted model, not a curated record. Bases 1 to 900 code for a protein of 299 amino acids. Gene Ontology annotation, biological process: positive regulation of axonogenesis. Gene Ontology annotation, cellular component: cytoplasm. Lineage: Eukaryota; Metazoa; Chordata; Actinopteri; Scombriformes; Scombridae. The transcript is spliced from 8 exons.